Molecule: messenger RNA, 1014 nt
Organism: Prunus armeniaca (apricot)
Lineage: Eukaryota; Viridiplantae; Streptophyta; Magnoliopsida; Rosales; Rosaceae
Source: the annotation of a GenBank genome assembly
AUGGUGGUGGGUGUGCUCUCUCAAGCACACCCAACCCCGCCAAUUUCUCUCACCGUCGAUCAGUCCGGCAAAGGUGACUAUACUAAAAUACAAGAUGCUAUUGACGCCGUGCCGUCUAACAACUUCGCGCCUGUGUCGAUUUGGGUUCGACCUGGUGUCUACCGAGAAAAAGUUUAUGUGCCCGCAGACAAACCCUUUAUAACAAUGACUGGCACAAACGCAGAGCAGACCAUAGUAACAUGGAACCAAGCCGGAUGGAUAAAUCAAACCGCAGUCUUUGCUGUGUGGGCUUCUGAUUUUACAGGACGCCAACUCACAAUUCAGAAUACAUAUGGAACCGGUGACAAAACAGUGGCACUAAGAGUAUCAGGAGACAGAGCAGCAUUCUAUGGGUGCAAAAUUUUGUCCCAUCAAGAUGCCUUGUUUGACGAGAUUGGCAAGCACUACUACAAAGACUGCUACAUUCAAGGAGACGCUGAUUUUAUAUUUGGAAGUGCUGAUUCUUUAUAUGAGAAUUGUCACUUGCAUACACUUUCGGAUCAAAACGGAGCUAUAACGGCCCAACGACGAACUUCUCCUUCAGAGGAAUCUGGGUUCACCUUUUUGUGGUGCAACAUCACCGGCGUCAAAACGGCACUCCUGGGAAGGCCGUGGGGGCCAUAUGCCAGAGUCGUAUUUGCCUACACUCAAAUGUCAAAUGUGAUUCUGCCACAAGGUUGGGACAGUUGGGGGCUAUCACCCUACAACUUAAGUAACGUUUUCUAUGGGGAAUACAACUGUUUUGGACCGGGAGCCGUGACAACACAAAGAGUUAAUUGGGCACACAAGCUUACCAUCAGACAAUUUGUACACUUCAUGGCUCAGGCUAGUGCCCUUCGGCGUACAAUUAUUGGUAGCGACGGAGGAGGAGGGCAACGUGGAGCUUCCACUCCCAUUGGAGAAGAAGGAAACAAAGCCAAGGAGAAUGAGAGAAAUAGACAAGGUGCUCCAACUGCAGGGCUCACCAUUGAGUAG